Amblyraja radiata (thorny skate) is the source of this 2379-nucleotide messenger RNA. RefSeq names its product glypican 5a (gene gpc5a). NCBI's taxonomy places the organism in Eukaryota, Metazoa, Chordata, Chondrichthyes, Rajiformes, Rajidae. Bases 497 to 2218 code for a protein of 573 amino acids. Gene Ontology annotation, biological process: regulation of protein localization to membrane; cell migration; positive regulation of canonical Wnt signaling pathway. Gene Ontology annotation, cellular component: cell surface; plasma membrane; extracellular region. The transcript is spliced from 8 exons. The record is from RefSeq and is a predicted model, not a curated record.
UCAUGGAUGCUGUCCAUCUUGCUGGAUGUUUCCAGUAUGUUCUCUCUUUCAUUGACAUUUCCUUCAGCGACACAGCCAGUGCAUCACGGCUGUAGCUUGCUCGAGCUCUCGCUCUGCUCCCUCUGGCGACCCAGACGGUGCAGCGAGCUCGGGGUGGGAGGGUUCCUGGAGCAGCAGAAUCAAAGGUCUUAGAGCGGAGCUGGUGCUAUUCAUUUCUGUGCCCCUUCCUGAACGAUGUGAGCGUACACACGUUUACUCCUGCUUUUGUGCUUUUCAUUCUCUCAGCCACUCCCACCUCACGACAUUUUUAAUAGCAUUAAAAUUAAGAGCAGCCUCCAGGAAAACAAAUAGUGUUUCAGUUAGUGGGCAACUGGCUGGACCGUGCUUCGAGUUUAUGUUUUGACUGUUAGUUGUAAGGAGAGAAAUCGAGGCAGAAUUUAGUGCACUAAAGUGUGUCCUUUCCCUGAGUUCGACCCACUGUAUUGGUUUUGAGGAGAUGGGCGUGAAGAUGCACAGCACGCAGUGUCUGAGAGCGGCGGUGUUGCUUUGCUUGCUCGGGGUCACUAUAGAGUCCCGGCUCAACUGUGAUGAGGUGAAGAAAGUUUUCCAACUUCGUCAAAUCGGACCAUCCAUGUGGCUGCCGGAGACUCCCAGAUCUGGGUCUUGUGUUCAGGUGUGCACAUCGAAGAACACAACAUGCUGCACAAGAAAAAUGGAAGAACAAUACCAGUCAGCAGCUCAUCAAGAUAUUCAAAAAUUGCUUCAAAUGUCCAGCUCAGCAUUGAAAAUUUUAAUUUCACAGAACGCAGCUGCUUUUCAAGAGGCAUUCCAGAAUAUAAUUUGCCAAGCUGAGAACAACAUAAAGAUGCUGAUAAGAACUGCAUACCGAAGCAUGGCCUUUCAGACAACUGCACCAAUUCAAGAACUCUUUGCCAAUGCUGCACUCUUCAUUUUUGGCUCGGAGAUAAAUGUUGAUGAAUUUGUUAGCAGAUUUUUUGACAGUCUCUUUCCAUUGGUCUAUAAACAUCUAAUCAAUCCUAGCCUUACAGACAUCUCUCUGGACUUCACAAUGUGCAUACGAAAGUCAAGGAAAAACCUAAACCCAUUUGGCUAUCUUCCAAAGUUAAUAACAAGUCAAAUGUCAAAAUCUCUAAUGGCUGGGCACAUGUUCCUGCAGGCCCUGAAUUUAGGAAUUGAAAUAAUUAACACAACGGAUCACUUACAGUAUACCAAAGAGUGUAGCAGAGCUUUGCUGAAGAUGCAAUACUGUUCUCAUUGCCAAGGCUGGACUAAUCAUAAACCAUGCACGGGAUAUUGCCUGAAUGUGAUUAGAGGAUGCCUUGCUAAUAUGGCAGAAAUUGAUCCACAUUGGAGGGAAUACAUCAGAUCACUUGAGGAAAUGUCAACUGGAAUACUGACAACCUAUGAUAUAGAACAAGUUUUGCUGAAUCUCCAUUCAUUACUGAAUGAUGCAAUUAUGAAUGCACAAAUUAAUGGUCCAGAAUUGUCAGCAAUGGUAACUAGAGUUUGUGGACACACCGUUAGAAAACCUUUGCAGUCUUUAGAUUACCAACCAGAUCUUAACAAUGAUAAACAUGGGCUGAAAAUCAUUUGCAAAGAAAAUGAGGAACCAUUAUCCAGCAGGCGAAAGGAAUUUAUCAGUAGUCUGCGGUUAUAUAGGACUUUGUAUGGUGGACUGGCUGAUCAGCUGUGUGUCAAUGAUUUAGCAGCUUCUGAUGGAUUAAAAUGUUGGAAUGGAGAAGAUGUCGUAAAGAGUUACACACGACAAGUAGUUGGCAAUGGUAUCAAAGCCCAGUCAAAUAACCCCGAAGUAAAUGUUAAAGGAACUGAUCCAGUCAUAAAUCAGAUCAUUGAUAAACUGAAGCACAUCAAUCAGCUGCUACAAGGAAAAGUGAUCCCUGUGUACGAGAAGUGGCGACUGACAGAAAAGGGCAGCGGACAAAUGGAUAGUGAUGAUGUCCAGAUCAGCGGAGACUGUGAUGAUGAGGACGGCUGCAUUGGCUCAGGAAACGCAGCAGUAAAAACAGCUUUCAAGCACUCUGAAUGGCUGGCUGACAAGAAAAAUAGACAUGGCAUCACUCUGGAUGAUGCCGAUACAACCUCUUGGACAAACAAACCUGGAGCAGGAGCCAUGCUGUCAUGUGGAAAUUUGCAAGUUGCUCUGAUCACUUCAGCCAUUUUAAUCCUUUUUUGGUAACUUAAUUGCACUCCAAUUCUGCCGUAUACCUUAUAGCUCACUUCUAGCUCAAUUCUAGAACCAUAGUAACACAAAAUAAUGUAACAGUUUAUACAGUCACAGAGUCAUACAGUGUGAAAACAGGCUCUUUGGCCCAACUUGCCCACACCGGCCAACAUGUC